Molecule: messenger RNA, 840 nt
Organism: Porites evermanni
Lineage: Eukaryota; Metazoa; Cnidaria; Anthozoa; Scleractinia; Poritidae
Source: the annotation of a GenBank genome assembly
AUGGCCGGCCACAUUUCUACAGCCGAGAAAGAACUCGUUCAAAAGAAAUGUAAGUUUUUCUGUACUGAUCUCUUUAAGGAGAAUUUUGGGAUAUUUGAAGUCAUGUUCUUCUUAUUUUAGACCUGCAUGCCAUUGUGCUAAUUUUAAGUUGCACUUCAAGAUAUAAAUCUUCAGUUUUGCUUUAAAAAUAUAUAUUUUCGCGUUCUUUUGACAGGGAGUAAGUCCAGGUAUUUUGUUUGGACGGAAGACCAUGAUGUCUUGAUGCUUCUCAAAGCUGUAACGAGCGAACCUUACAAUUUUAAACCGAAAAGCACCGAGAGAGCGAAAGUAUAGGAAAGCAUCGCAGCCUAUUUGAAUUCUCUGAAGACUCCAGAAUUCAGGGUUACAGCAAGGGCAGUGAGAGAUAGGUAUGCACUCCUGAUCUCCCGGCACAAACUAAAGCAAAGAGAAGAAGAGAAAGCCUCUGGGAUCGAUGUCCCCGAGCUCACAGAGCUUGAUGCCUUGCUGGAGGAAAUUCGAGAGCGAGAGAAAAGCGCAGAAGAAAAGAGUGACGCCCUGAGAAACGAGAGGAAGGCAAAAGAUGAGAAAGAAAAAGCUAAAGCAGAGGAAAUCAGACAGGCGGCUCUUCAGACAAUUGCAAUUAGAAAGAGCGAUGAUAGUGGCGAGAAACCAAAAAAAGCUAAAUUGAGGAGGAGCACCUCUGAUGCAAUCGGAUUUUUGGCCGAGAAGUCAGAGAAAGAGAGAGAAUUGAAAAAGGAAGAGUUAGCCACCAGAAAAAGAGAGCUUGAUCUAGCAGAAACCAAACAAGAGGAGGCUGCGCAGCAGCAACAGACCAUGUUC